GCGGCUUUCCGAACGAGAAUUUCGACCUCCCUCCCCCGAAACGUCGCCGCUUGUCCGGUUUCGGCUCGCCCGGCUCCAAGAAGUCCAGCGGGGUCGCCAAUAUGACUUCCCAGGAGGCGACGCCUGCUAAGAGUAGGAGGGUGCGAACGGGCUGCCUAACAUGUAGGGAGAGGCACCUCAAAUGCGACGAGGGCACGCCAGACUGCCUCAACUGUCGAAAGAGUAGUAGAGAAUGCAAACGAGGCGUACGGCUCAACUUCAUCGACAUGACCUGCAAAGCACCACCCUACGUACCUCCGACGGAGGAGUGGGCAGUGCAAUUCCAAGACGAGUCGCGCCUAAUCGCCUCGGAAUAUCAGGGGGGGUUAGGGAAAUACGCUAUGUUUGACAGCCAGGCUGCCACUCCGCCCUUGGAACCUCAUAUAGACUCUUCUUCUCUCCGGCGGUCGUACGCGCUCGAAAAUACGGAAACACAAAACGGAGGGCCGGACAAUCGGUCUUCAACGAUAAUUUCGACUCCACAAUCCGUGUACUACUCUGACCGGGGCCAAGCACACUCGGACUACGCCGCGGAUGCCCAACUACACUCGCGAAAGGGUAGCGAUGCUUCUUAUAUGGCCCCGAUAAGCGCUACACAAACUGCUGGGUACAGCAACCUGGUGUCGGAUGGUUUCGGGCCUCUCAAGGACGAAGGUAGCCGCGCUCCCUCGCACAGCGGGUACAGGAGUGGCGAUGUGUCAGCCGCAACCUCCGUGGCAGGUUUCACCAGCGUCGGGCCGCUGUCUGCUUUCCGGAGAAGCUCGGGGGAGGGUAAUCAGGAGCCGGAGGCCGAAGCGGGAGGCAUGAUGACACCUUCGAGUGACAAGCCCGGGGAGCGGGAGUACCUCAACUCGCCCGAGGAGCUGCAGUUCAUGCAGGUCUUCGUCGCCGAGGUGGGUGUCUGGAUGGACAGCCUCGACAAGGAGAAGCAUUUCUCUCGCCUGGUGCCGUACCACGCGCUCAAGUGCCCGAUGCUGCUUAACGCGCUCCUCGCGUGCGGGGUGAAGCACCUCACGGUGACGCAGCAGUACGGCGAGGACAGGGCUCUCUUCUACUACGACACGGCGACGACGCAGCUGCUCCGCAACCUGCAGAACCCGGAGCGCAACAUGGUCGAGUGCGCGACCACGGCCGUGGUGCUCAACGUGUACGAGAUCAUGAGCGAGAAGCCGACACAGCGCAUGAGCCACAUCGCGGGCGCGCGGGCGCUCAUCCGUGAGUGCGGGUGGAACGCGAAGAGCAAGGGUCUAGGUGCGGCCUGCUUCUGGCUCAACGUGGGCAUGGAGCUGCUCUCGUGCCUCGCGUUCAACUGGCAGACAGCGUGGGAGCCGGACCAGUGGGGCGUCGACAUGGACUUCAGCACCGAGAAGGACACGGGAAAUGAGGAGAUCUGGGUCCACCGCAUCUUCUACGUCGUCGCCAAGAUCGCCAACUUCCGCGCUAGCAUUCCCAAGUUCCAGGAGCCGAGCCCCCACGACGAGCAGGCCCGGCUGCAGGCCCGGUACGCGGAAUGGCGCCGCCUUAAGAAUAUGUGCGACAGCUGGAAUAGUUCGUGUCCCCGCCCCAUGCACCCGUUCGGCUACUUGCACCCUUCGCAGCAGUCCGGUGCCGAUAAAUCGCUGUUCCCUAACGUCUGGCUCAUCAAGCGGGCGGCGGUCGUCGGGCGGUUGUACUACCACACGGCACAGUGCCUACUAGCACAGAUCAACCCGUUGCUGCCGCGGGACUCGGAAGAGGCGCGCAGGGUGCAGCAGCACCACGCGCAUCAGGUGUGCGGGAUCGUAGCGCACACGAAGGACCGCGGCGUCGCGAGUGUGUCGAUCCGGUCGCUCGCCAUAGUCGCCGAGAUCCUGACCGACGCCGCCGAGCAACGCGAGGUCGUGGCAACACUCGAAAAGAUCGACCGCGAGACCGGCUGGAAGCUCGGCGGUGUCGUCCGCGGCCUCAAGAAGUCCUGGGGCUGGGAGAAGAUGGACCCGACUGGUCUGGCCGCGCAGUUCCUACCCCGUGCCGGCAAUGGUAACAAUAGCGGCGUCGUGGCAAAGCUGCAGCCGCCUCCGCGAGCACAGUCGCAGAUGGAGUCGGCGCGCGCGGCUGCGCGGGCGACGACGGCCACCUCCGCACCCCCGCCACAGCAUGUGGUAUCCGCGGGAUCGCAGCAACUCGCUGCGCCGCGGCCAAUACACGUCAACCCGCUGAGCUUUGCCGACUUCAGCCUCCCGAACCAUCCGUACCAGAACUGGUACGAGCCGCCGAGCCGGUCAAACGCAUACCAUUCACAGGGCAUCCUGCGAGAUGAGCUUUGAAGGGCGUUGGAGGGGGAGAGGAAGAAAUUUCCCGCAUUCUCCCUCUCACACACCCAUACACACCCACACGCAGAAGUGGUGUACAUACAUAUACAUAUGCAUAUAUCUAU
Molecule: messenger RNA, 2455 nt
Organism: Durotheca rogersii
Lineage: Eukaryota; Fungi; Ascomycota; Sordariomycetes; Xylariales; Xylariaceae
Exons: 3
Coding region: 102-2345 (747 amino acids)
Biological process (GO): positive regulation of transcription by RNA polymerase II
Cellular component (GO): nucleus
Molecular function (GO): zinc ion binding; transcription cis-regulatory region binding; DNA-binding transcription factor activity, RNA polymerase II-specific
Source: RefSeq, a predicted model, not a curated record